CAAAGGACUCCAUAGACAUGAAGGACAUCAAUUCUUUCCUCCCAAUUAUGGCACCUUCAUUGAUUUUCUGAAGUUGCUAUCCAAAGCAAUGUUAGUUAUACUAGGAUUAGGAUCAAGAAGAAUAAGGCACCUAAGGGAGAAGAAAGAGAAGCAUACUUGGGCUGUCCAGAUCAUGAAUGAACUUCUCCAACAUGCUUCUAUGUACCAGUCUGAAGACAGUGACACCAGACCCCAGGUAUCGUUGUAUGAUCACGACGAGACAAAGCCCUAUGAACUUACUGAAUGUGGUGAUAUUAAGAUGCCUACCCCCACCGAUGGUUCAGAUUUAGCUAAACAACAUGAGCAAAGCGAGGAAAAUACGUUUGAAGGAGAGAAGGAGAAACACAAAGACGUAACAAAAGGAGAGACACCAAUAUUAAUCGCAGCAAAGAGCGGAAUCACUGAGAUGGUGGAGAAGAUCCUAGAACUUUUUCCCGUGGCAAUACAUGAGAUGAACUCGGAAAAGAAAAAUAUAGUAUUAUUGGCAGUGGAGAACAGGCAACCGCACGUUUACGAGCUGUUGCUAAAGAAAAAUAUCAUGAAAGAUAGCCCCUUCCGAGCGGUGGAUCAGAAAGGAAAUAGUGCAUUGCACCUAGCAGCAAUGCUGGGAGACCAUAAGCCUUGGCUGAUUCCAGGGGCUGCUCUACAAAUGCAAUGGGAAAUCAAGUGGUAUGAGUUUGUCAAGAAGUCAAUGCCUGUCCACUUCUUCGCUCGCUACAACAAGGACAACAAGACCCCAAAGGACAUCUUCACCGAGACACACAAAAACCUCGUCGAAAAGGGUGGUGAAUGGCUAACCAACACUUCCGAAUCAUGCUCCGUCGUGGCUGCAUUGAUCGCAACCGUGGCCUUCGCCGCAUCAACCACCGUGCCAGGAGGGGUCAAGUCAGAAAGUGGUAAACCCACUUUCGAAAAUCAUCCAGCGUUCGAAGCCUUCGCGAUCUCAUCUCUCAUUGCUCUCUGCUUCUCCGUCACAGCCGUGGUGAUGUUCCUGUCAAUACUAACGUCGCGGUACGAAGAGAAAGAUUUUGGCAAAGAUUUGCCCAGAAAGCUUUUGCUUGGGUUAACGUCGCUGUUUGUGUCGAUAGCUUCGGUGUUGGUGUCUUUUUGUGCGGGGCAUUUCUUUAAUUUGAAAGAUAAGUUGAAAGACGCUGCGUUUCCAGUGUAUGCCGUGACUUGCCUGCCCGUCACGCUCUUCGCGAUCGCGCAGUUUCCACUUUACAUUGAUCUGGCUUGGGCUCUCUUCAAGAAGGUGCCACAGCGUAGCUACAAAGCUAUGCCUCUCUAAUGUCUUGCAUUUUUCUUCCCCCUUUUUCCUUCUUUUAUUCUGGUUCUUUUUUACUCUUUUUCAUGAUGUUGAACAUGUUCCUACAGGCCCACUAGUUAAUUUGGGGAUAGGGACUGGAGUGACAUACACAUGUCACAUGUCUGUUCAUGAUGAUGCUGUUGGAAAAAUUCUAUGAGCUGUUUAUUCAUUUUUUGAGAAAAAAAAUCGAAUUUUAUGUACUUGAAUUAGAAGUGUAUAAUCAUUUUAUGACAUUACAAAGAAAA
This is a messenger RNA of Theobroma umbraticum, 1590 nucleotides long. RefSeq lists its product as uncharacterized. Gene Ontology annotation, cellular component: membrane. The record is from RefSeq and is a predicted model, not a curated record. Gene Ontology annotation, molecular function: protein binding. Lineage: Eukaryota; Viridiplantae; Streptophyta; Magnoliopsida; Malvales; Malvaceae.